CUGUCAUAGUUCGGGGCGAAUAACCGACCGCGCUGCUCAUCUACACCUACGUACACCGAAAAAGGCCUUUAUUCAUGCACUGCAGUUUACAUUUGUGCACUUUCUCAGUUCUCUCUCUACUUUGAAUUAACAUAGAGGUUAGCAAUGUUAGUUUGAUUGACCGGCGUGAGCUCCAAGUUGAACGAGAGAAGCACGAUAACAUUGCGUACAAAUAUUAUUUUUUUAAUUGUUGUUUUUCAUUUAAGUUCGAACAGUGUAAACAAUGGCUUCUUCCACUGAUGUUGCUACAAUCAGAGCUCAGAGAUAUUUAAACGAGCCGUUGGCGGAGCGAUGUAGAGAUCUGUCUAUAUUGAUAGACGAGUCAAGUACGACUGAGCUGCAGCUAGUCUUCCCCCUGCUGAUAGAUUCCUUAUUCGGAAUAGUAGACAAUAUUGGAUGGGGCUUGCACAAUAUCACCCUGAAAAGAAAUCCACACGAAUAUGAUGCGCUGUGCCACUUUCUUAGCCCGCAAGGACCAAUGUUUUCUUUAUGCUACAAACUACUUCCCGACUGUUAUCUCAAGUACAAUUUUCCAGUGUCAUAUCUUCCAUCGAAAAUACGCUCCAUGUUGGAGGAAGCUAUGAUAUCACCAUUUUAUCUUGAUAAAAUAAGAGAUGAUCAAGGGACACGUGUCCCUUCAGCUUUAUCUAUGAAUCCCUUUGAGUACUACAUAUUUCAUUUUGCAUAUCAUUUGACCAAUCCCUGGUUACAACUUCAACAGCAAGAAAACGUGUGGAUGAAUUGGGAAACGGUUUAUGUGCAAUUAGCGCAUUGUUAUCUGUAUCAUUUCCUUCCGCGAGAUAAUUCUCCGGUUCUACCGGUGAUCGGGCCGUACGUGAAGAAGACGCCGCCAAGGAAAUUGACUCAGUCACCAGAAUUUCGAAGAGAUUGCCAGAAAUUACAAACACUGAGGCUCCUUCGAGCAUCUAUUUUAUCAUCGGGCUCGAUGAGUCCUGGAUCAGGCGUGCCGCAGCAGCAGCAGUGCUUGCCGCAAGUCUGGCGAAGCGAGACCGUAGUACAAGUCUUCCUUGAUUUUUGGUUGGAGUACACAGAGGACACGCAAUUGAGUACAUCCUAUCUGUCUUCGAUACCGCGACGACACAGUAUACAUUCCGGAGAACACAUACGUCUUGUAAGGGCGUUCAUAAAGACGCUGCACGAAUUUACGAAUAGCGCUACAGGCGACAAGAGCGCAAUGGAUGAAUUGAAGAGAAUAAUUCUUCCUUCGGUUCAAGGAAAAAUAUAUACGUUUUUGAGAAAGGCAAUACAUCAUUGGCCUCUAGACAGCUCGUUUAGAUUGAUACUGGAAGCUUGGCUGAGUUUUAUUCAACCAUGGAGAUAUGUACCAGGAAUAACAUACACUAAAGAAGGUAAAGCAGAGGAAGAAGAAAGGGGAAAGAUCCACGAUCCUGGUAGAUGGAUCUGUUUUGUUGCUAAUAAUCUGUUGGCGUACACGGUUGUGUUUCAGCAGUUGCUUCCGCGAUUUAUGCGAACUGACCUCGUAGCACCUAAGAAUGCAUUAAUGUUGUUCAGAGUUACAAAAGUAUUUUCACAACCAUACUUGGCAAAAAUGAUAUGCGAAGUGGAGAGUUGUAUGGACGACGUAGGCUUAAGUAAAGGUCGAAUAGCUACGAAUCAGUGGACAUCGAUCAUCAGGCAGCAGAUUCUUGAAUUGGAGGGUCAGACGUAUCUAUACGUUCCCAUGUUUUCGACAGCCACUAAUCUGCAGGUGGUAUGGUUUUUGAGUAACAUUAAACAAGCGCAUUUAACGGCGACUAGCCUGGUCGAGGCUCUGGAAAACAGAAGAAGAGGAAAGCGCUUUCUCCUCUCUCUAUGGGAGUUCUUUAGCUGCGAGGAAUACUCGUCGGAUGACAUCAGCAUAGAGGAGCGACGACGUGUUCCGGUGCUCUUGGCUACCGCCCAACAACAGCUGAUAGAUAUAUUUCAAAUACAGCUCGAGGAUAUUCCACAAGUUGCUAUAGUCGCGGAUCAAGAAUAUCACGAUAGCAUUCUGUCGACUUCAUUCUGCCAUCAAUCGCAGAUGGAGUCUAGCUUCGACUCGAGCAGACCGGGUACUUUCGUACCGUUGCAAGAGGGUAGACAGACGUGCCGAUACGUUGAAUACAUGGGCGAUCCAGAGUUGCAGCCGGUGCGAACAAACGAGUGCGCCUUUCUCGUUCAAAACUUCUACAAGCUGUGCUGUUACAUCAAUCUCAAGUAUCGACACGAGAUAAUCACACUGUACAACAGACAGAGCUUCCUCGGUAGUAUUUGUCGGCAACUGAUCACCCCGCCUACCACCAUUGUAAAAUUACCCAAACGAAUGGCAAACGGAUUUACCAGUGGCUCUGAGGAACGAUUGCCGCCUCGACUAAGUUUACGGCCUCUAGCCAAUUACACCUUUCUCAUGGGUAUAUCAUUUGGUAUAUUUGGCGCAUGGCUUGUCAAUUACAGCCCUGUCGUGUUCCUGGGAUUUAUAUUUUUUAUAUGGAUUGUGUAUAUUAUCGUACGUGCAACAUUGCAACACUAUUUUCUAUCUGGCACAAGUAUUUUCAGACCAAGUUUGAGUGCAUCUUCCAUGAAUCGAUGAUACUUUCGUACUUUAAGAUUUAAUGAACGUUGCAGUAAGUAAUUUUGGAUAAAAUAUUUUUUGCCAAUAACAAAAACGAUUUUUGAUACGUAUAUAUUUGCAAAUGUAUUAAACGAUAGAAAAUAUAUUAUCAAUAACAUUGCUGUUUGCCAACCAUUACUUUAAGUAAUUACGCUAAGUAAUUGCGUGAAAUUGUAUUUACAUUGCAAUUAUUUAUAAUCGGAGACCUUCGCGUUUAAAAAUGACUCUAUGAACUAAUUUGUUGAACUAUUUUCUAAAUUGUUUAUGUGAAAAAUGAACGUAUGUAUAUGUAUCCUUUUGUAAUUAAAUUAACAUUUGUGUAGUACUUUUAUAUUCGUAACAGUUCAAGCCGAGUUAUUUUUAAAAAAACGUAAGAAGCCAUGUAUAUCAUCUCUCAUUGAUUACAUGCAAUAAUUAUUACCAGUA
This is a messenger RNA of Vollenhovia emeryi, 3076 nucleotides long. RefSeq names its product sphingomyelin phosphodiesterase 4. Gene Ontology annotation, molecular function: sphingomyelin phosphodiesterase D activity. The transcript has 14 exons. The record is from RefSeq and is a predicted model, not a curated record. Lineage: Eukaryota; Metazoa; Arthropoda; Insecta; Hymenoptera; Formicidae. Bases 263 to 2629 code for a protein of 788 amino acids. Gene Ontology annotation, biological process: sphingomyelin catabolic process; ceramide biosynthetic process; glycerophospholipid catabolic process.